Molecule: messenger RNA, 2307 nt
Organism: Acanthopagrus latus (yellowfin seabream)
Lineage: Eukaryota; Metazoa; Chordata; Actinopteri; Spariformes; Sparidae
Gene: mvb12ba
Product: multivesicular body subunit 12Ba
Exons: 10
Coding region: 385-1272 (295 amino acids)
Biological process (GO): regulation of epidermal growth factor receptor signaling pathway; virus maturation; viral budding
Cellular component (GO): ESCRT I complex; late endosome
Source: RefSeq, a predicted model, not a curated record
AUUGGUCCUCCACUGACAGGUUUCUAUCAAGAAUUGGCAAGAAGUGGCAGCGUUCAAACAAACACAACACUGCAUCAGUAGUAAAUGUUGGCUCCGGGGAGGGAGUGGGGCGAAGGCUCCUCCACUUGGUUGACUGUUCACUCCCCCAUCCCCAGUACCCUCCAACAGCUCCACUAAUAGCACCCUCCUAACCGCUAGCUGCAGAGACACCAUGCAAAUAUAUACAAAGCAGCUUGUGUUUUGGAUUCGUUCGGUGUUCCUAGCAAUUUCGUGAAGAUGCGCGUGUCCCCAAAACUGUGAAAAGCUUUGAGAGAGGACAUCUGAGAGGAAAAUAAACGACGACCGAUCGGAUCCAACUGUUAACCUCGCUAGAACUCUACAAAGAUGCCUGAGGUUCGAGAGCUUUCUGAAGCUUUGCCUGAAAUGCCCAUGGACCCAAUCACUGGAGUCGGCGUUGUAGCCUCCAGGAACAGGGCGCCCACUGGAUAUGAUGUGGUCUCUACAACAACAGACGGCCUUGAUGCUGACCUGUGGAAAGAUGGCCUGUUCAAAUCCAAGGUGACCCGUUACCUAUGCUUCACCAGGGUCUUCUCAAAAGAAAAUAGCCAUUUGGGCAAUGUUCUUGUGGACAUGAAGCUGAUUGAUAUAAAGGACACUCUGCCUGUUGGUUUCAUUCCAAUCCAAGAGACUGUUGACACUCAGGAGCAGGCCUUCAGGAAGAGGCGACUCUGCAUCAAGUUUAUUCCUCGGGACUCCACAGAGGCAGCUAUUUGUGACAUCCGCAUCCUGGGACGCUCCAAACAGGCUCCUCCCCAGUACACUUUUAUAGGAGAGCUCAACAACAUGGGAAUCUGGUAUCGCAUGGGGAAUGUACCUCGGGCCCAGGACUCCACACACACACCAACUACCAACAACAUCCAGAAUAUGAACUCCUGCUCCAGCUCAGCACCAGUCCCAGCAGCUCCUAUGCCCAAGCAUAUUUCUAUGACUCUCCCAGCCAGCUUCAGAGGGAAGAACACUACUAGACCAGACUAUGAACACCAGAACUCCAACCUGUAUGCAAUCUCAGCAAUGGAUGGAGUGCCCUUCAUGAUCUCAGAGAAGUUUGCCUGUGCCUCGUCUGACCUGCAGCAGGUGGAUCUGAUGGGUAUAACAAUCAAGUCACUGGCUGAGAUUGAGAAAGAGUAUGAUUACAGUUUCCGCACAGAACACAGUGCAGCAGCUCGCCUCCCUCCCAGUCCGACGCGGACCUCCCUGAGCUCUGAGGCCUGAGGAUCCUCUCCUAACAUCUCGCUAACAACACUUUCCCCUAUGGACCCCAACAGGAGAGACCUGUACACAACUACUGAGGACCUCCACACAACUAACAGUCCCAAACACAUGAACUGAGAAAAGAAAAAAAAACGACAGAUUCUGUGGGUCUGACUGAAACCAUUUUAACAUUGAUGAGUGGCUUAUGAGAGGGAAUUUUCUCUCCAGAGGGAAAAUGGAGAGAAAUAUCACUCAUAUGAUUUAAAAAUACAUUUAUUUUCCCAUACAGCCUUGAGUGUUGUUCCCUGUAAUACACAUAACCACUCCACAUCUGAAGGACUUGUUACACACAAGAGAAAUGGAUGAAAAGGAUACUUAAUUCUGAUGGAGGGCACCUGUUAGGCCUUUUCACUCUGAUGUAGAAUGAGAGUCUGAGAGCAGCCAUCAUAUUUGCCUUUCUUGUUCAUGACAGACCUGCUGCUCUGUCAUUGGCCACAAUCAAGGCACCAGGAAGGACCAUCAUCCCACUUCAUGUGAUGGAAAUACAAAAGGAAAACAUUGUGUCAUGUCAUUUUCAAGCAUAUACCGGUCUUCUUAAUAGGAAAGAUUAUUAUUGUUCUCUAGAUGUUACUGUAAUAUACUGGUGCGUCUGUGAGUGCACACUGUGUUGGGAAUUUCAGUGCACUGCCUUUUUGUUACAGAUGUCCUGUUAACCACUCCUUCACUGUCUGUAUGAGCCAGCUACUCUGACUACACAUAGAACCACUGUUACUGCUCAGAGGUUGCUGAACCCUGACACAGGUUAUUGCUGGACUACGUCUACCACUAUUCUUGUGAUUUUUAUCCACCACUAAAUGACUUCUAUUUUUUAGGGCUGGGUAUCAUUUGUCAAUAUUAGGGAUGAUAAUUGAUGAUAAUGCCACCUGAGUUGGUACUAAAACAAUCCUUUUUAUGAUACCAUGAGCCUUGCUUCCACCUAAGUGGUUCCAUCAUAGUACCCUCUUACUGUACCUUGUGCAAGAUCUUUUUUGGUGUUUUCACCACAGACAGUUCUUC